Carassius gibelio (silver crucian carp) is the source of this 1940-nucleotide messenger RNA. Its product is annotated as EKC/KEOPS complex subunit Lage3. The record is from RefSeq and is a predicted model, not a curated record. The transcript has 3 exons. NCBI's taxonomy places the organism in Eukaryota, Metazoa, Chordata, Actinopteri, Cypriniformes, Cyprinidae. The coding region runs from base 33 to 362 and encodes 109 amino acids. Gene Ontology annotation, cellular component: EKC/KEOPS complex.
UAAAGUUUAUAUUUUAUAAAAACACGACGAAAAUGCCGCUUUCAAUCCGAAGCCUAACAAAACAUGUCAACAUGGCGGCUUGCAUGACUGAGAACGGUUCAGAAAGAAAACUUGAAUUCUUUUUAAAGGUACCUUUCCCAUCCGAGAGAGAGGCAACUAUCGCCCUGCAGUCUCUAUCUCCUGAUCCUGAACCCAGGAAAGGAGGAAUCACUAAAAACCUGGAUUUAUCAGGACAAACGCUGUCUGUGAGAUGGACCGCAGAUGAAGCUCGUAUUCUUCGUGUUUCUGUAAGUUCAUUCUUGGACCAUUUGUGUCUGGUGAUGGAAACUAUGGAUGUAUUUGGACCGCCUGUUUCACAAUGACACUCCGAGAGACAAAUAAAAGCAUAAAGAGGAGAGAUGUCCAAGAGAAUCAUCAUCUGCCAUGUGUUCAAGUAUGGACUGCGAAGACUCAAAAAGCAUAAAGAAUUAGCUUUUGCUCUGUUUGAGAAGUGCAGCACUUCAUAAUGUCUCAAGUCAAUUGUUUUGAGUUGUGUUAAAGGAAUAGUUUACCCAAAAAUUUAACUUGAAACUGAAAAAUUACUCACCUUCAGGCUGUCCAAGAUGUAGACGAGUUUGUUUCUUUUUUGAAACAGAUUUGGAGAAUUUUAGUAUUACAUCACUUGCUCACCAAUGGAUCUGCUGCAGUGAAUGGGUGCCGUCAGAAUGAGAGCCCAAACAGCUGAUAAAAACCAUCACAAGAAUCCACACAACUCCAGUUCAUCAAUUAAGUGUGUUUGUAAUAUUGUUCUCUCCAGUGGAAAAGUGAAAUACGCUCAGAUCAGUUUACAAGCAAAUACAGUCCAAAACAGUUCUAAAGAAAUAUGAGAAUCCUUUGAAUUCUGAUGCAAGAGGACAACAGGGACAGUUAAUUAGAUUAUUGUGAUGUCUUUAUCAGAUGUUUGGACUAUCAUUUUGACAGCACCUAUUAACUGCAGAGAAUCCAUUGGUGAGCAAGUGAUGUAAUGCUACGUUUGUUCUGAUGAUCUUGGAUGGCUUGAGGGUGGGUAAUGUUUGUGUGAACCGUUCCUUUUAAGUUUUUUUUGGUGUAACAGAAGCCAAAACACAAGAUCCAGUGUUUUGUCAUUUGAAUAAAGAUUUAUUAAUAGAGCAUUGUUGAUGAGAGAUGAUUUAACAGUGUUCAAGGAAAGGUGUUUGUUUUAUAAAAGAGGGACAAAUGUGUUUCUAUUGGCAGACAUCACUAAGAGUUUUUAAAUCGUAAUCAUCUACAAUACUGAUUGACAGAAAUAAAGACAUUUAAAAAAUCACAUGGAUUCAAGGGAUGUCAGGACUCGCUCUUCAAUUUCAGCUUUCCUUCACAUUUUGUGCCUUUAUUUGACCUACAUCAUACCCAUAAUUUGGUCAGUGAGAUGAGCCGUUAGAAAUGUCUACUACAUGAACAUAGAAACAUAAAAAUAAACUGUAAACCGAGUAAUUAAACAGUAUGAGGUCAAGACAGGAAUUAAUCAUUAAUUUUACAUUCAUCCAUUAAAACUGGGGAAACGCUUUCAUUUGAAGUGAAAGGAAUCGUGUUGCAUUGUUAAAAUGAUUGCACUUAAUACUUCGUGAGCUCCCAGAUCCCCAAAGCAUUCAUUCGACACCACCAGCGUUCCUGUACUGAAGACUGUACCGUGUAGGUGGGUCUCCUUAGGCACAGACUUUGACUAUUUCUUUCUAGCUUUGGCAGCUCUUAAAUUCUGCUGAAGAUUUGAUAUUGUGACAUGCUGGGCUGUUUAUUUUGAAUGUGUGUGUGGUUUCUAGCUAAAGAAUCGAUUUAAGUUUAGCAUAUUAAAGGAUUUGGCAAAAUAAAGGAAUUUCAAGGAAGUGUGACUGCUUCUACAUCUUAAAAAAAAAGAAAAAAAAAAAGUAAAAGGCACAGACAGACAUAUAAACAGGAGACCA